AUGAUGCGAACAGUGUCACUUGCCCCUGGUAAGGGGCUUUAUAAGGGGAGUAAUUCCUUUGUGUAUUUCAUCUUCACUCGCAAUACCUUUCAGCCUACCAUCAGGAGCAUGUCCCGGCUGAGCGGAAGGUCUGACUUCACAGAUCAUCUGCAGCCCAGCCAGCCAGAUGGCCCGGAGCUUCUAGCCAGGAAACGGGCCCAGUCUCAUAUUUCUGUCGAUGAAUUGGCACGUCAUUUACUGGACCAGGAUGGGUAUCUUGAACGCCAAGCUCGGGUUUUACGCAUCGUGGAGAAGGAACCACUCUUUGAUAAGAAGCGCCAGGCAAACCUAUCGCGAGAGGACCUCUUUAAGCUUGCGUUGGCACGAGCAAAGCUGUUGCGUCGCUUCGUCGAUAAGUAUGGGUGGGACACUGAUGAUUAUAAGAUGGCCGAGACGCUGGUUGACGACGUCUCGCCCUACUAUCUGCAUCUGCAUAUGUUUAUCACCACCAUCCGUGAGCAGGCCAGUGAUGCGCAGCAGGCCUACUGGCUACCCCUGAUUGAGUCCUUCAAGAUCAUCGGGGCCUAUGCGCAAACGGAACUGGGCCACGGAAGUAACAUCCAGGGCUUGGAGUUACAGGCGCGCUGGGAUCCCGGGAGCAAAGAGUUCAUUCUUCACAGCCCGACGUUAACCGCCAGCAAAUGGUGGAAUGGUAGUCUGGGACGUACAGCGAACCACGCCAUUGUGGUGGCUCAGCUUCUCGUCCCUAAUUCUGGAGGUGAAUAUGAAAGUCAUGGUCCUCACCCAUUCAUUGUGCAAGUUCGGGAUAUGCGAACCCACCAGCCACGGAAAGGGGUUGUGAUCGGUGAUAUUGGACCCAAGUUCGGAUACGCCACCAUCGACAAUGCAUACAUGUUAUUUGAUCAGUUCCGUCGAGUUUUGCUGACCACGUCGACCGCCAGAAUACCGCAUUCGGCAUUGCUGUCGCGCUAUGCCAAGCUCGACCCGGACAGCGGACAGUUCUCAAAGCCGGCUGUGCCUGCCGUUGUUUAUGGUACGAUGACAUACGUCCGGUCUCUGAUUGUUCUCCAGUCCAGAAUGGCCCUCGCUCGUGCAGUUACUAUAGCGGUCUGCUACACCACGGUUCGGCGGCAGUCCAGAGACCGUGAUGACCCUAAGGGCCCGGAGGUGGCAGUGUUGGAGUAUCCCACAGUACAAAUACGUAUUCUCCCUCUGUUAGCCACUACAUAUGUGCUACAUUAUGCUGGGCUGGCUAUGCAACGGACCUACCGAAAAGCGCGGGACCAAAUCCAAGCGGGGGACUUUAGUGGAUUGGCCCACAUGCACAGCCUGUCAUCGGGGCUCAAAAGCUUUUGUACUGAAAUUGUCGCCGACGGGAUCGAAACCUGUCGCCGGGCACUAGGAGGUCAUGGCUAUGGUGGUGCCAGCGGUUUUAUUCGGCUAUCCCCAGAUUACCUCUCCCGUGUCACCGUGGAGGGGGAUAAUUGGAUGAUUACCCAGCAGGUGGCUGCCUACCUUAUAAAGCGGAUGCAGGCAGCUGUUGCAGAUAUCGACAGUGCGGCAGGUAACGAGACUGAAGACUCGUAUAAGGAGUUCCUCAGGGCCAACAGGAAUGGAGUCAAUCUAGAGCCGUAUAGGGUCUUCGACGAUGACUCUAACAUUGUCAGGAGCUUCCACCGCCGAACAACCGCCUUGCUUUAUGAUCUUUAUGUGGAACGCGUCACCAAGAAGAGGGCGUGGACUAGUCUCAUGACUCAGCUGCACCGACUUAGUCAGGCCCAGUCCCUUACUCUCCUAGUCGAAAUAUUCCACGAUACCCUGCAAAAUGAUCAAUCAUUGCCCCAACAGGCGAAGGACACGCUGCGUGAUCUGUACCAUCUAUUCGCUUUCUUUCAUAUGGAAACACAGGCCUACGACUUUUUCCGUUGCGGGGCGGUUUCGCAACGCGAUCUCGAUGAGCUACCGAACCGCGUGCGACACCUGAUGGCUCGGAUUGAGCCUCAUGCCGUCGCCCUGGUCGACGCAUGGAAAAUCCCUGAUUAUCUCCUGGACAGGUGA
Messenger RNA from Aspergillus caelatus, 2058 nucleotides. RefSeq names its product acyl-CoA dehydrogenase/oxidase C-terminal. The transcript has 5 exons. Gene Ontology annotation, biological process: fatty acid beta-oxidation using acyl-CoA oxidase; lipid homeostasis. Lineage: Eukaryota; Fungi; Ascomycota; Eurotiomycetes; Eurotiales; Aspergillaceae. Gene Ontology annotation, cellular component: peroxisome. The coding region runs from base 1 to 2058 and encodes 685 amino acids. The record is from RefSeq and is a predicted model, not a curated record. Gene Ontology annotation, molecular function: FAD binding; fatty acid binding; acyl-CoA oxidase activity.